GCACUUCUCCAAACAGCUGUCAUUUAGCAACGGCAGCCAGGCGCAAAUAUACCAACAAGCACAUUCACGUUUUUUCCCUGCAUCGCAUAUUCCGGCGAAACAAAAAAAAAACAACCCCGUAGUACAAAAAGCGUUUUGAAAAUCCGUCCCAUUAAUACAGCGCACAACGAACCGUACCACCAUGUGGCCCGAGGUGUACGCAGUGAAGAGCGAAAAUCGUCGCGAGCUUAAGCUUGCCGGCGCCAGCGUUUCGAAGCGAAUUGCGGAAAACAGCGGCAGUCUGGAUGACGCCAUCUACCAGCUGUCCGCACUGAACCUGCUGGAUGUGAGUGAUACGGCGUUGGAAAAGAUUUCACCACGCAUCGACAACCUGAAUCAUCUGCAGUCGCUGCUACUGUAUCGGAACAGGAUUGCACAGGUUCCGGCAACGAUCGGACAGCUGGGCGAGUUGAAGGUGCUGGAUCUGUCCGGCAACAGGUUGACGAGCUUGCCGGCCGAGUUUGCAAAGCUCCACUCGCUGACGACACUGAACCUGUCGUUCAAUCAGCUGAAAGCGAUCGAUUUGAGGGCGUUCGAUAAGCUGAGUGUUUGCAAUCUGUCCGGCAAUGAGCUGACGGAAGUGCCACAGUUUUAUCUCGGCGAGACGCACCAUCUAACGGAGGUUAAUUUGGAGAAGAACGGCAUCGUCGUUCUGCCGGAAGAACUUACACAGCAACAGAUCUUGCGUGUGCUGAACGUGGGGGAGAAUAAAAUCGAACAUGUCCCAAAGUAUAUAACCAAAUGUGUAAAGCUGAAGGAGAUUAACCUCAAAGGCAACCCGCUGAAGGAUAAGCGUCUGCUAAAGCUGGUCGACCAGUGCCGCAGCAAACAGGUGCUCGAUUAUGUCGAGAAGAAUGGUUUUGUUCCACCGAAAACGCCAGCCAAAGAGACCACCCCGCCCAACGGGCAGCACUCCACUGGGACACAGGAACCAUCACCCACCGUCCCGGAGGAAAACAUCCAGCUGAAAAUAAUGAUCCACAAAGCGACAGAAAACACACCGAAGGUAACGUUCACACGGGAAGCCCGUUCGAACCGUCCGCACAUUCUGCUCUGCAUCGUCCGCAACUUCCCCGUGACCGAUAUGAAAAAGUUCCUCCAGCUCCAAAACGCACUACACGACAACGAAUGUGGCCGUCGGGAGCUGGCCACGAUUGCAACACACGAUCUGGCCAAGGUGAAAGGCUCCCUUCGGUACCAUGCGGCGCCACCGGGCGAGAUUCAAAUCACAGCACUGGGCGCGGCGGCACAGGGUAAAGUGACGGCCGAGAAGUAUUACGCCGAUCUGUGCCACCAGGCGGACCAGCUGCGGAAGGAAAAGAAGCGCAACACGUACUCCGGUGUGCACAAGUACAUAACGCUGCUGACGGGCAAGGAACUGUUUGCGUAUCUGAGCGACGAGGAAAAGGUCAUCAGUUUGCCACCGCUGACCAACUGUGAUGAGACGAAAGUAUCGUCCACCAGCACGGACCUGCUGGUGGAGGUGACGAGCAGCGUCGGGCAUGGACCUUGCGUACGGGUGAUGAACGCACUGCUGGAGCGCAUGCUGCUGAUGGAGGUGGAGGUUGUUGUCGGUGAUACCGUGCCGUCCUCGCCGGCCAAUGUCCAUGUGUACAAACCGGGAGAGAAGAAGAAAAAAUCGAAACCAGCUGCCAAAGAGCCAGCAAAGGUUUGCUAUAAUCGGUCCGCUACGCUAACGGUCGAACAGGUCCAGCUGUAUGAUGCCGAGGGCCAGCUUCAUUCGGUGUUUCCCGGUAAGGGUGAUUUGCAGGGGAACGCAGCGGCAGGGAUUUUCGUAGAAAUGGUCUAGGAAUGGUGGUGGCCAGCGUGCCGCCUUCCUUUAGAAUGUUUAGUUUGCUUUAUUUAUACGAUAUGCGGCUACCAUGAACUGUUGUGCGACUAGAUCGGCGAAAGUAGGUGUACUUUAUGAACUCGAACAGGUGAAAGCGAUAAGUGUUCCUUCGUUUGAAAACUAACUUUCUAAAUUCGUGAAAUAAUUCCUUAAACUUUUGAAGCAAAAGUUGGACAAAUGUACCGAUGGGGUGAAGUAAGGAUAACUUUGAAAUAAAACGAAACUAAUGAAUUCAAAAGACGACACAAUAA
Anopheles stephensi (Asian malaria mosquito) is the source of this 2142-nucleotide messenger RNA. Its product is annotated as leucine-rich repeat-containing protein 47-like. NCBI's taxonomy places the organism in Eukaryota, Metazoa, Arthropoda, Insecta, Diptera, Culicidae. The record is from RefSeq and is a predicted model, not a curated record. The transcript has 3 exons. Gene Ontology annotation, biological process: phenylalanyl-tRNA aminoacylation. Gene Ontology annotation, molecular function: RNA binding; protein binding; phenylalanine-tRNA ligase activity. The coding region runs from base 182 to 1849 and encodes 555 amino acids.